Opisthocomus hoazin is the source of this 950-nucleotide messenger RNA. The record is from RefSeq and is a predicted model, not a curated record. NCBI's taxonomy places the organism in Eukaryota, Metazoa, Chordata, Aves, Opisthocomiformes, Opisthocomidae.
AUGGCGCAGCGGAGGGCGGCAGAGCGCGGCCCUUGCCAAGGCGCGGUGGAGAGCGCCAGGCACCAGCGGCAGCUUUCAGGGAAAGCUCAGGCAGAAGGUGGAUCAGCUCGGACAUCACUUCUUAUUUUAGUGUCCAUCUUCUUAUCAGCUGCUUUCCUUAUGUUCCUGGUAUAUAAAAAUUUCCCAGAACUUAGUGAAGAAGAAAGAGAAUGUAUAAAGGUUCCUAGAGAUAUGGAUGAUGCGAAGGACUUGGGAAAAGUCCUGUCCAAGUAUAAGGACACAUUUUAUGUUCAAGUAUUAGUGGCUUAUUUUGCCACAUAUGUUUUCUUGCAAACAUUUGCUAUCCCUGGGUCUAUAUUUCUCAGUAUCCUGUCAGGGUUUCUUUAUCCCUUUCCACUCGCCUUAUUUCUUGUUUGUCUAUGCUCAGGACUCGGAGCUUCAUUCUGCUAUAUGCUUUCAUACCUAGUGGGACGCCCUGUUAUAUACAGAUAUUUAACAGAAAAAGCAGUAAAAUGGUCAGAACAGGUUGAAAGGCACAGAGAACACCUCAUUAACUACAUAAUAUUUUUGAGAAUAACACCUUUUCUUCCCAAUUGGUUUAUCAAUAUAACAUCUCCUGUAAUUAAUGUGCCAUUGAAAGUAUUUUUCAUUGGGACUUUUCUAGGUGUGGCACCGCCGUCUUUUGUAGCCAUUAAGGCAGGAACAACGCUGUACCAACUUACAACAGCAGGGGAAGCAGUUUCCUGGAACUCUGUAUUUGUUCUCAUGAUUCUAGCCAUCCUCUCCAUCAUACCCACUGUCUUCCAAAAGAAACUGAAACAGAAGUUUGAAUAAGGAUCAGACUGGACCAGAAUUUCCCAUAUUUCAUCUCAGGAUCAGCACUUUGGAUAUUUGUAUAUUUGAUCUCAAGCAAUUAAAAGGGAGGCUUGUAAUUCAUAAGAAUGUCUUUA